Molecule: messenger RNA, 2993 nt
Organism: Paramuricea clavata
Lineage: Eukaryota; Metazoa; Cnidaria; Anthozoa; Malacalcyonacea; Plexauridae
Source: the annotation of a GenBank genome assembly
AUCAUUAUCGAACUCUCAAGCAAGGCGCCACAACCUCUCGCAAUAUUGAGUCAGAGUCAAACAAAGUCUUGUUUUCAACGUCCACAAUCCGAUCAAGAGAGCUGCAGUGCAGAGGCUAGAAGCAACACACACAUACACCAUCAUGGCAAACAGACGAGCAAACCCGUUCUCCAUUUCAAGUCUCUUGGAGAAGAAGGACGACGAGAAACCUGAAGAGAAAUUUACGAACGUGAAGGAAGAAGAGCCUUGUCGUGAUGAUUUGGAGGACGAAUGCUCCAAAGAUGUGAAACCUGCAUUAGAAAGAAUACCCAGCAUGACAGAAGAAAGCAAACAACGCAGAAUUCACUCCUGGUUCACAGAAUACCAAGCUAGACAAACAAGCAUUGAAGCUAGUAAGUAUAUCCAAUAUUACUUAUAGUUGCUCUAUACUCGACUUUACAUAUCUCUAAAAUUUUCAAGAAUAGCCGUUUAAUUAUUACCCUUGUGUUCACAUACAGCGAGUCGGGGAUUGCAAAUAUAAAAGUUGGGUACAAAAUUAUACAAAAGCUCGCAUUUUGGUAGAAUCUUACAGUAUCAUUGCGCCUUAUAUAUUCUGCAAAAAUUGCCAUUAUCCCAUUUAUAAAGAUUCAUUCCGAUUUAUCAAACUAUAUAUACAAAUAUAAAUCACCAAUCACGAAUUGCAAGAAUAUAAAGCUUACUUUAGAAUAUCAAAUAUCGCGUAUAAAAGCACAGAAUAUAGAAUAUCGCGUUCUAUCAGUAUCCCGUUCUAUCAGUAUCCCGAACGGUACCAUAGCAUAGGACUGAAUCAUUUCAAUACAUUGGAGUCAUAUGAAAUAUCUGUUCCUUACCCGUAUACUAAAGAUGUAAACAUGCACCUUGGUCACUCUUCAGAAAUGCUUUAUAUAUAAAAACAAUUAGCAUUUAAGAGUGGGAUUUUGAAUUCACCUCUAAUUGUUUUGUUAUUUCCUAAAAUGUUUGGUAUAUAUAAUAUAGCAUUUGAUCUUUUCUUAACGGUUAAAAACUUAUAUAAGAAAUAUAAGUUAAGAUAACGUAUAUAAGAAACUUGAUUAAAUUUUCGCUCCUAUCAAAAACGGCUAUAUUUUAAUACGGUUUUGUACUGAAUCCAUCGUUGGAUACAAAUAUACGCGCUUUGCACGUAUGCCGCAACCCACGGACAAUUCUGAACGAUUAUAUGGAAAUGACAAUUUAUAUUUAUCCUAAGAGGAAAAUAAUGUAACAUAGUUAUCGAAUAAAGGGAUUGAGCUCCUAUAGUUAGAAAACCAUAUUGAGCUCUGCUUCCUAUAGAAAAAAAAACAGGCUAGCAGCUGGUUAUUUAUUCCUAUAUAUCCAAGCCAAGCCAAGGCCUGACCGCUCCUGGUUUAAGUCUUAAAAUCUACAUAGAAUACCUUUUGGCUUAAAUUUUACACGUGCCACCAACACAUUGCGGAAUUGGACAAGUACAGUAUUUCGGUAUACAGCAUGUAUUUCAUUCUGAUGCCGACUUAAGAGUUAAUAAUUCAUAGGUAAAAUUCGACCGUCUUUUUGUCAACUCUGAAAGGUAUUUUUGUGGAUAUGCUUAUUAGCGAUGGUGGUGUGUUUUAUAACCUGUGAGACCAUGUAAUUGUUGGAUUGAACGGUAUAAAGCAUCUUCUGUUUACAAUAUUUAUCUAACUUCUCGAUAUUUUUCACUUUAGAAUCACCAGAGCCAGAAUAUGGCAGUUCAAAAUCCCCACCUAUCGACUCAGAUGAAGAUACAAACAACGAUGCGAUGAAAAAACGCCGUAAGAAAAAAACGCGCACGGUUUUCUCCCGGACGCAAGUAUAUCAACUCGAGACGACGUUUGAUAUGAAACGCUACCUCAGCUCAUCAGAACGCGCUGCGUUAGCCGUACAACUUCAUCUCACCGAAACACAAGUGAAAAUUUGGUUCCAGAACAGAAGAAAUAAAUGGAAAAGACAAAUCGCAGCUGAACUAGACGCCGCAAAUGCCGCUCAUGGCUCCCAAGCUCAGAGACUUCUCAAAGUUCCACUGCUUUACCACGAAGCAAGUUUAAGAAGCGGACACGGUUUCCCUUAUUCACCUUUCAUAACCCCCUACCCAACGUUUCACUACCAGUCACCAUUCUCACCAAUGUUCGCAAAUCAUAUGAAGUCUACCCUGCCACAUCUAUCUUAUGAAAAGGGAGCCAUACUUUAAAUGUGCUGAAGGCGAACUGGCAACCACAAAUCGUGAGCGCGUAUCCUUCUCAUACAUUCGUUGGGACAAUUCUAGUCGCCGAAUAAAACAUUGACUUUUGACGCACUUUUGUUACAGGACGGAAAAUCAACCGAGUUUUAUAAACUCAGUAAAUAAAUAGAGAAUGAACAGCUAGAACUGCUCAGAACACAAUAAGUUAAGAAAACAGCUAACGUUUUUCAAGGUAAAACCCUAUCACAUGACAGUGUUCGAUCUUGAGGUUCUGCCGAAUAGCCCUAAAUAAUAAAAUUUUGUACUUAUAUUUCAUCUUCGUACUGUAGGAGUAUGCUAUAAGUACAAAACUUUAAGCUGUUAACAUUUUUCUAAAGAACAAUUUCGCGUUAAACCUUUUUAAAAUGCUGCACUUAAAGGCAAAAAGUUCCGUAACAAAUUGUCCAGUUACGUUGACACACGUCGCAAAGUCACUGUCAUUUUGAUAUGGUAACACAUUUUUCUACUUUGUCAAAACAUUAUCAAAUAGGACUAAAUCGAGGGUAAAUUUAUAGUUAUUUAUUUGGGUUUAGAUGAAAGGGAAAGAAUAAUGGAGGUAAAAUUAGCUUAUGACAGCGCGUACUAUAGAUAAUCGCUUGUGAGCUUAUAUAUUGAGAUGCUUAUCUCGACUUAAACACUCACAAAUUAUAAUACAUUCACGUUUUCAGUGAAGAAUUCAAUUCCUCUGUAAAUAAACUUUGUACAGCUUAUUUUGUGAUUUGUAAAUAAAAGAUUCAUUGAAUAAAUUUAUCUGCUUCGAAUGACU